CACAGAUGACAUUGCAAGUGGACACGCCUUAUAGAGAGACUUACGAGCUACGGGUCUGUCUCUGCUGAUUUAGUAGCAGUCAACGGAGGACUAUCUGUCAAGGCGAUCUUAUUCCUUAAUACAUAACUUUGAAUCAGUACCAAAUUAUGAAUCCUAAUAGGUGUGAUGACAUACGGAACACUGGAGCGGACCGCGGAGAGAACGAAACGCAAAUGGAUGGUAAUGAGAAUUACUCCAGAAACCAAAACAUCCAACCUCAAGAUUCUCGGAAUCCGAGACACUCAGAUGGAUACACCAUGAUCCCACCGAAUGAAUCAAGACGGAGCAAACUGCUGAGAAUGUCACAGAAAGAACAGGAUGAUCUGCAGAGAUGGAAGGAGGAACAUCGUCCUGGCCCGAUUCAACAGGCCCCAGAGAGGCUAGGUGGUGCUGUAUCAUUGGAAGAGGUACGACAGAGACAGCAAGCAGGGAGCUACCGGUCUAAACUCCAAAAAAAGCUCAAACAAGAGGACAUGAACCGAUGCAGGAGACAAGCAGAAGAAGAAGAGAAUCAGAGGAUGAAGGACAAGCAGAGAGAGAAGGCCAACAAACAUGAAUUGAAGAAAAAGCAGGAAGAGGAACAGAGAAAGGAGCUGUACCAACAUGAUCUUCUAAUGAAAAGAGAAGCGCAUCUUCAAAAGCUCGAAAGGUCCAACACGGUUCCUAUGGCAGCGAGCAGCUCCACACCCACGUCAUCUUGGGCUCGAGGGCACGAAUACAGGGAGGCCAGGAAGGUCCAGGAAGAAGUUAGCCUGCAGCAGAAGAAAGAUGAGCAAAGGAAAAAGAGUCAACUUUUGGAAGAAAAACAUAAACAAGAAGAGGAGGACAGGAAAAGACAAAUGGAAAAUGAACGGCUGCGGGUGAACUCGGCCUUCCUAGACAGACUGGAGGCGAGAGGAUCAGGUAGAGCGUCUGAGUCGCUCUCCUGCACCCCGGAGCUUGGUAAUGUCUGGCAGACGGAGGAACCGCAGGACCCUGCCUCAUCCCCUGUGUCCUUCCCAUCACAGCUCCACACUGACAGCGCAGCGGAGGAGGAUACUGACAGAGAACGGGUUGUAAUGAAGCUGCAGUCCAUGUUCUCUUAUUGCGAUCGAGAGUAUCUGGAAGACAUCGUCUCUCAGUGUAACGGCAAUUACCAACAAGCUUAUGACCUACUCAGUGCUUAAACGAGUAUGUUAUUGGCAUAGACCUUUAGUGUUGGGGCAUUACUAGCUUAACAAUUUUUUCUCUUUUCUUGGCAUGAUUAAAAUUGUUUUUCCAGUAACAAGCUACUUUUUCACCAAUUAAAAAGCAGUGAAGUUGUUUGUCACGCAAAACCUUUUUCCCUUUUCCCUACUAGUUUAAUGCUAGCCUUAAAUCAAGCAAAUUGCAAACCAUGUAAACCAUAGCAUCUUUCAGAAAUCAAGUUCAAUAUAUGUAAUUAGUGUAACUGUAUGUUGAGGCACAGGCAUCCUUUACCACUGACCUGUGUGGACACUAACAGGAUCAAAUAAGACUUUCAAGGCCAUGUUCAUCAAUGAUUAUGUGUGUAAAUGAUUCAAAUAGCAAUGAGUGCCUCUAUAGUAGCUUGUAGUAGCUGUUUUUUAGUAGCUAGCUUCUUUGUUAAAUGGGUAGUAGCAUAGCUAUUUUGAAUCAUGAGCUGAUUGUAGCUGAAAAGUUACCAUUUUAAAAUAGUGUUUCCAACACUGAAAAACUUACAAAGAAACAUUAAAUUCAAGAAGGCUGCUCAAAAAAGAUUCACUGUUAAGACUUCCUUCUUCUAUUGUUCGACUACAAUAAUAAACGUUCCUCUUAACAUAGCCGAGCAUGCCAGCCGUUUCAUUCUUCCAUCCCAGUUAUGAAAGCUCACUUAUGAGCUUUUUAAAAAAAAAUACAUGUCAGUAGUUUGAGUAACUCAUUCAAUCUAAGAUCAAAAAAUAUCCUAAGGGCAUUUCCUGGUUUGUGCUCACAAGUCUAAACAGUGAUGUAUAAUUCACAUGAGUGAAUGUUAAAGAGGGAAAUCGAAUAAGACUAAAGCAGCACACAGAUCACUGGCCACAUGAUUGUUUUGUUGUAUCCUGUACUGUGCAUGAACUUACCACUUCAGCUAUUGCUCAAUCCAGCACAUGCAGUCAUGAAAAACUGGAAAUUGAUGUUUCAUCUCACACCAAGAAGGGAAGAGUGCAGGUGUGUGUCGAUGUGUGUGGUCGGGAUCCUGAUCCAACUAUUACAUCCUGCAGGAUCAGGCUUUCCAACAGCAUCAAAGUUAAUGGAAUAGGAGCACUGAGGCCUUUUCACCCGGCUCAAAGGAACGCACAGUGCACUUUGCAAUCACCAAUAAUUUUGGUACCGCAUGUUGACAUUGAAUCACGAUUAAUCAUAUUCAAGUGCAGGAAGGGAAGAAUUUUGCACUUAUUAUGUUAAUCUAUCCCCCUAUUAAAUAGGCCAUUUCCUGUUAUAGCCAGCUUGCCUUUUGAUCCGUGUGUGUGUGUGUGUACAUGCUAGACAAGAGUAGAGUUGAGUGAAUGUUUAAUAGGGGGUUUCCAAUGUCUAAACCUACACAAAUGAAAUGAAUCUGUUAUCACUGAGGACUGAAUCUACAAGCACGUUUGACACAUGAUAAAAAUGGACCUGAGAAAUGUUUUUCUAGGCCACACAAAAAUCUGUGUUUAGUGAGAGAUAGUGAGAGAACCAUCGGCUCUGUCAUGACGAUACACAAGCCCAAUUGCUCCCAGUAGCUCACAUCUUUAUUCUGUAAAAACCUGCAGGACCCUGAUUACCUCAGCUGCAGUAAGGGGGAUUUCCUGCGGUUCCUCCCCUGAAUUAGGUCACAGCAUUACCCAUAUCACAAAAGAAUUCUGAGGAAAAAUAAUAACAACUAUAGACUGUUUUAAACCACUGAAUACACCCUGAAGAUCUGGAGGUUAUUAUCCUUUAGAGUCAAAGACAAAAUAUACUGAAAAAAAAUUACUUCAUUGGAUUUUGUUUUUGAAUGCUAUCCAAACUUCAUGAAAAGGAAAGGUCACGUUUUAAACUAUGAGUAACACUUGUUGCAGUUUUUCCAAAAUCAUCCGAAAUGGAACAAAUAGGGUAAUGAAAUACAGCCUAGCCCUUUACAACAAAAACAUGAUUGAAAAGAUUACCUGAGUUUAGUUAAACCCUAAAGGAUAUGUGCUUUCACAAAGGUCAUACAAUUUUACAUCUCUCAAGCCUAGAUCAGUUGUAGAUAACUUUCUUUAUUGGAAGGGAAGGAUAUUUAAGGUCGGUGAAGGACCUUAAUGUGAACUGGAAAAGCAUGCCUUUUGCAGGGCUGUAACAUGCAGAAAUCUCCACAACAACCACAACUGAGUCACUCUGCUUCCUGGGGAAAAAUCGGCUCCAUGAAAGAGAGACCAUGCAGGCACGCCUUGGCUGCUGAUGAACAGUGCUGACAGUUUGCUGACUUUUUUUGCACUCACACACACUCUCUCACACAUACACCCU
Molecule: messenger RNA, 3501 nt
Organism: Hemibagrus wyckioides
Lineage: Eukaryota; Metazoa; Chordata; Actinopteri; Siluriformes; Bagridae
Gene: epsti1
Product: epithelial stromal interaction 1
Exons: 11
Coding region: 147-1205 (352 amino acids)
Molecular function (GO): ubiquitin binding
Source: RefSeq, a predicted model, not a curated record